AUGUUCGCCCUGCCGUCGGAUUACGUGACCGCGCAAAACGCGGGCAAAACGUUUGCCGCCGACUACUACGGCCGGCUGAGCGUGUCCGUUGAGUCCGUGACCGACUUGUUCACCGAGUGUUCGCGGUACUACUCGAUGGACUCGCUGAACGGUCGGCCGACGGUCGGCAGGUCAGGCGCUGUCCGGGAGGUGCGUAGAUUUUUGAGCACGUACAGCGGCGGCCGCCGUUUCGUGAAGGUCGUGUCCGUGGACGCGCAAACCGACGGCGACGAACGGGCCAAAAAAAACUUCGGCAGCGACGACGGAAGAAGUGACGACGACUACGCCUUCGACUACGACUACGCCUUUGACUACGACGACUAUGGCGGCGACCAGCACUUGGCGGUGUUUGUGCACGGCGAGUUGACGGAUCCAAAGCGUCCGUCGUUGGCGCCGCUGCCGUUCGUUCAGACUUUUCGUGUCCGGUGGCUGCGGACCGCAGACCGUGGCGAUCUGUUCGAAAUCGUUAUCACUGUUGUCAAGACUAUGAUGGACGCGGUCCAACCGCCGCCGGCGCAGCAGCACCAUCAACUGCAGCACCUUCAUCGACUGCCGGACGACAACCACAACGGAUUUUCAAAUUUUGGACGUGUAGAAAACGAUUAUGAAACAAGAGAACCAGGGUAUAAACAGGGAACAUAUUAUGCAGACAAUACAAAGCAAUUGAACGCAGAAGAUCGGGAAUUUGAACUAUGGUCGGAUGUGACGUUGCCGUCUACGGAUGACGAAGAACAAGAACCACCCGAAGGGCUAGAGUCGAUGCGAGAAGAGUUCUUGGACUACUUGAAGAAGGUGGACGAGUUCUUGGAGAAAUCGACGGUUGACAGCGACGAUAACGUCGACGACGAUGUCGGUACAACAGAUCGGCUACGCGUCGACUGCUUAGACAAGUCGAUCACGGCCGACCAACUGUACACGGUGUUCAGCCGGUACGGCAAAGUUCUGUGGGUGCGAGUGCUGCCUUACGAUUACAGCUGCAGUAGACAGUACCAUUCGGCACUCGUCUGCUUUGUUCGGAACGAAUCUGUCGACAGGGUGAUGGCUGACCACCAUGGCUCCGGUUGCACGAUCGGCGGAGUCCGUGUGUCCUUUAGCAGGUCCAGACUAGAUCAAUGAUACAUUUUUACGACGAGGUCAAUGGAUUAAUAGGCACAUUUUCAUACAUUAUGUCAACUACGUGUCUGCGCCUUGUCUCUAACCACGAGCUUCCUGAUUUGGUACGGAUUCUGUGAAAAUCUACAAAAUAGAACUUUCAAUUUCAACUUAAAAAAUGAAAUUGAUAAUAGAUACACAGCUGUCUUGACGUAAAAUAAUAUUUAAUUUUAAAUUAUAUCUAUUUCGAUAUGAUAUUUAUACUUAAAUCAAAAUACUAAAAAUUUUAAAUUUCA
Aphis gossypii (cotton aphid) is the source of this 1427-nucleotide messenger RNA. RefSeq lists its product as uncharacterized. The record is from RefSeq and is a predicted model, not a curated record. Lineage: Eukaryota; Metazoa; Arthropoda; Insecta; Hemiptera; Aphididae. The transcript is spliced from 4 exons. Gene Ontology annotation, molecular function: RNA binding. Bases 1 to 1155 code for a protein of 384 amino acids.